Messenger RNA from Aspergillus fischeri NRRL 181, 1314 nucleotides. Its product is annotated as putative dimethylallyl tryptophan synthase. Gene Ontology annotation, biological process: alkaloid metabolic process. NCBI's taxonomy places the organism in Eukaryota, Fungi, Ascomycota, Eurotiomycetes, Eurotiales, Aspergillaceae. The record is from RefSeq and is a predicted model, not a curated record. The transcript has 2 exons. The coding region runs from base 1 to 1314 and encodes 437 amino acids. Gene Ontology annotation, molecular function: transferase activity, transferring alkyl or aryl (other than methyl) groups.
AUGUCUCCCUUGUCUAUGCAAACCGAUUCUGUUCAAGGCACUGCUGAGAAUAAGUCCCUGGAGACGAAUGGGACCUCAAACGACCAGCAACUGCCGUGGAAGGUGCUGGGGAAAUCGCUUGGACUUCCGACAAUUGAGCAGGAGCAGUAUUGGCUCAACACUGCCCCGUACUUUAAUAAUCUUCUGAUCCAGUGCGGCUACGAUGUCCACCAGCAGUACCAGUACCUGGCCUUCUAUCACCGGCAUGUUCUCCCUGUCCUUGGUCCGUUCAUUCGGUCCAGUGCAGAAGCCAACUACAUCAGCGGCUUCUCAGCCGAGGGCUAUCCCAUGGAAUUGAGUGUCAACUACCAAGCCUCCAAGGCGACCGUCCGACUGGGUUGUGAGCCUGUGGGCGAGUUCGCGGGCACGUCGCAGGAUCCCAUGAACCAGUUCAUGACGCGGGAGGUUCUAGGAAGGCUCUCCCGUUUGGACCCUACGUUUGACCUGCGCUUGUUUGACUAUUUCGACUCGCAGUUUAGUUUGACCACGAGCGAGGCUAACCUUGCCGCGUCCAAGUUGAUCAAACAGCGGCGGCAGAGCAAGGUCAUUGCGUUUGAUCUCAAGGAUGGAGCGAUCAUUCCAAAGGCAUACUUUUUCCUCAAGGGCAAGUCUCUUGCGAGUGGAAUACCGGUGCAGGACGUCGCCUUCAAUGCUAUUGAGUCAAUCGCCCCGAAGCAAAUUGAAUCUCCCUUGCGUGUCCUGAGAACCUUCGUCACCAAGCUCUUUUCAAAGCCUACUGUCACCAGCGACGUUUUCAUUCUAGCGGUAGAUUGCAUCGUUCCGGAAAAGUCGCGUAUCAAGCUGUAUGUUGCCGAUUCCCAGCUGAGUCUGGCGACGCUGCGAGAAUUCUGGACUUUGGGCGGAUCGGUCACCGACUCUGCCACGAUGAAAGGACUGGAGAUUGCCGAAGAGUUAUGGAGGAUUCUGCAGUAUGAUGAUGCCGUUUGUUCACACUCAAACAUGGACCAGCUACCGCUUGUGGUCAAUUACGAGCUAUCGUCGGGUAGCGCAACGCCCAAGCCACAGCUGUAUCUUCCUUUGCACGGAAGGAAUGACGAGGCCAUGGCUAAUGCGCUCACCAAAUUUUGGGACUACUUGGGGUGGAAGGGAUUGGCUGCGCAGUACAAGAAGGAUCUCUAUGCGAACAACCCUUGUCGAAACCUCGCAGAGACCACUACAGUCCAGCGCUGGGUGGCCUUUUCUUACACAGAGUCCGGUGGCGCAUAUCUGACCGUUUACUUCCAUGCAGUUGGUGGUAUGAAGGGCAAUCUCUAG